This is a messenger RNA of Numida meleagris (helmeted guineafowl), 1395 nucleotides long. RefSeq names its product oxidative stress-responsive serine-rich protein 1-like. Gene Ontology annotation, biological process: cellular response to hydrogen peroxide. The record is from RefSeq and is a predicted model, not a curated record. Bases 16 to 1248 code for a protein of 410 amino acids. NCBI's taxonomy places the organism in Eukaryota, Metazoa, Chordata, Aves, Galliformes, Numididae. The transcript has 3 exons.
CCCGACGCCGCCCGGAUGCAGGCCCUCAGCCGGAAGCGGCCCCGGCCCGGCUCCACGCAUGCGCGCUCCUCCCGCGCGGCGCUCACACCACUUCCUGUUGAUCCCGGCGCCCGCCCGCCCGGAGCGAGGCUGCGCGGCGGCCAUUGGCUGCGGGCGGCUCCUCCCCGCGCCUCGGGGAGCUCGGCCCGCGGGGGUACGCGGGGUUUGGAGCCGUGCGGGAGGCGGCGGGAACGGCCCCGCAUGGAGAGAGACCACCCCCGGGCUCCGCGCUGCCCGUGUACGCGUGGAGACCCCGCCCGCUCGGCCCUAACGGCCGCCCCCGCUCGGUGCGUUGCAGGUGGGAGCGCGUGGCACGGCGCGGACCGCCCGCCCAUGGAGCCGGCAGCGGAGGAGGAGCAGCGGGAGGAGGAGGAGCGGAGCCUGCGGACGGCCUUCAAGAAGCUGCGGGUGGACGCGGCGCGAUGUAUCGCAGCUCAGCCUGUGGGUGACGGGACGAUUCUCACAGCUCCAAUAACAACAGCUGCAGAUGGAGCUGAACAACAGUCUGCCUGCUGCAAGGAAGCAUGGAAUGGGUGUGUGAGAAAGCCUUCACGAGGAUCGGCCAGAGUCUCACGUCGCAGACGUUCCAAGUCUCCUGUCCUGCAUCCUCCCAAGUUUCUAUACUGCAGCACAAAACACAAAACCCAGUCAGACACAUCAAAGAGUCACAUCAGUUUGAAUGUUUGUGCUACAGCACAACACUGCACAAAGGACAGGUGUAAUUCUCACUUUCAUGCCAGCGAUGACAGAAGAGUCAGAACUGAACCUCUGGAAGCUUCCACCGCAGAAGGGCCUCUGGGGAAGUCGAGGGAGAACUGCCUUGCUCUCUCUUCAUCCUUUGACACUAACUUGCACGCUAGCCAAACCUCAGAUUUCCGCUCCUUGUCCAUGCUUAGCAGAGGCAAGCAGUGCCCUUGCUCGCACAAGAAGUGCCAGUGCAGCCAGUGGCGAGACAUGGAACUGUACUCUUUCGCUGGUCUGCGCAGCGUCCUGGCUGAAUGCGAGAAGGCAAUCCUGGGAGUCCAUCCCCAGUCCUGUCAGAGCAGGUCCCUGUGUGGAACAGCCUCGUGGGGUUCCCCCAGAUCCUGUUCCGAGCAAGCUCGCGCCUUUGUAGAUGAUGUGACCAUUGAAGAUCUGACAGGAUACCUAGAACACUACUUAUAUAUUCCGAAGAAAAUGUCUCCCAUGGCAGAAAUGAUGUAUACUUGACUGAAAGCAAUAGAGAAUCACAAAUUUGUGGUAAUGGUUAGGUUUAAAUGCCUCGUUAGUGCCAUGUUUUUACUGUUGUGUGUUUGAUCAAAUGUUGGUUUUUUUUGCAUCAUACAGUUUAGUUUUCUAAUAAAAUGAAAAAUUGUA